AGUAAUCUGUGGUUUUGAUUGUGCAUGUGGUGUAUGUGCAUUUGCUUUGCCUGGCGCCUGUCCAAUUUUUUAUAGUUGUUUGAAUAGUUGAACGUCGAAAAGAUCUUUUCUGUUUGUAUUUCAAUGCCGCUUGUUCCAUAAUACGCCAAAAUAAUGGACGACAUACGUGCAUUCUUUAAUAAUCCUGACGCACCUUCUGUCCGAGUACGUAAACUUCGGGGUCCACUCACUGGUGGACAAAGAAUUACAAAUGAUGAUCCUAUAAACGCGUUAGAUAGACGCCAAGAACAUCGCCAAUCGGUUUUGGUAAGCGGCACCGAUUAUGCGCAUGAAAUUAAGGCACGGGAAACCGCAAUUUAUCUUAGGAAUGAUAGGGAACGGCCAAACUAUGAGUGUUUCGAGUCUGGAAGAUUGAACUCCGGAUGUUUAGAUUCCUUGGAACAUUUGACAACAUGGGGUUCCUCAGCACAGAAUAUACAAAAUGAAGAGAAGUUGACAGAAGAAGCAAUGAAUGAGGUGUACAGCAGAUACUCCUUUCAGAUGAAGGAAGAUACUAAAAACCUUGCAAUUAACGCUUAUCGUGAUGAAAUAUUGAAUAGAAUCAAGGCUUUCCCAGUGGUUAUAAUUGAAGGGCCUACAGGCUGUGGGAAGACAACUCAAGUACCUCAGUGGAUUCUAGAUGACGCAUACAACAGCAGAAAGCCAUGUAAGAUUGUUGUCACACAGCCUAGGAAAAUAGCAGCUAUAUCUAUUGCAAGGCGAGUUGCACAGGAAAGGGGAUGGGACGUCGGUGGACUUGUGGGAUAUCAGAUUGGACUUGAGAAUAAGACAUCGAGUGACACAAGGAUUCAUUAUGUGACCACAGGAGUGUUGUUACAAAAGCUAGUGAGUGCAAAAAAUAUGAAUGAAUACACGCACAUAAUACUCGACGAAGUUCAUGAGCGUGGACAAGAAAUGGACUUCUUAAUGCUUGUUGUCAAGAAAUUCCUGUACACAGUAUCACCCUUGGUCAGAGUUAUUCUGAUGUCGGCUACGUUCAACUGUGAGACCUUCGCCGACUACUUUUUGAUUCCAAUGGCGGACACGAGACAGCAGGCAUCAUUUCUAAGAAUUACAGUUAAUGAACCAACAUUCACUGUGAAGACAUUCUAUUUGGAUGCAUUGAAACAAUUUGGUCAGAUGAUUGACAAAGUAAUACCAAAGGCAAACGAAGCAGCAAUUUUACCAGAAAUGCACCACCUUGUUAUAAAUCUGAUCGAUGCUUUUGAGAAAAUUGACAAAAAAGAAGAGUAUGAAGUUAGAUCUGAAGCAGAUCUGCCUUCUGUCCUCAUAUUCCUACCAGGGAUAUAUGAAAUUGAGGAGCUCUAUGCAUGUCUCAUGGAUACCAACUUGAGGAAAAAAGUAGCCGGCGCGCAAUGCGCUGAUUACGACUGGUGGGUACUGCCAUUGCAUUCUACCAUUACUGCCGAUGAACAAGUACGCGUCUUCAAGCGAGCUCCUCCCGGACACCGCAAGAUUAUUCUCGCUACUAACAUAGCCGAGAGCUCCAUCACUGUACCUGAUAUUAAAUAUGUGAUUGACUACUGUCUUAUGAAAAUAUUGGUCGCGGAUCAGAACACGAACUUUACGUCCUUGCAACUGACAUGGGCGUCUAAAACCAACUGCGAGCAACGGGCGGGACGCGCGGGCCGAGUGCGCGACGGCAGAGUAUUUAGACUCAUCACUGAGAAGGCAUAUAAAGAUCUGCAGCAAGAAUGCACUCCAGAAAUUAUCCGAUGUCCUCUAGAGCGUUUGGUACUUAUUGCCAAAAUGCUGGACAUGGGCCAGCCCAGCGAGAUCCUGGCGCUAGCCAUGGACCCCCCGGACAUAUCCAACAUACAUCGCACCAUACUUGUGUUGAAGGAGGCGGGAGCAUUAAAAAAGACGCUCUAUGGCGAAUGGAGUGAAUCAGACGGCGAUAUCACGUACUUGGGUCGUGUAAUGGCCAAGCUUCCGCUCGAUGUGAAAAUCUCCAAGCUUAUUAUGCUGGGCCACAUAUUUGGAUGCUUGGAGGAGAGUAUUAUAAUGGCUGCUGGUAUGUCCGUGAAAAAUGUGUUCAGUAGUCCCUUCCGAGAACGCCUGAACGCUUACAACUCCAAACUGACUUGGGCCGAUGGAUCCACCAGUGACUGCAUUGCUAUACUGAACGUUUACAAGGUGUGGACCCAUUUACGUCAGCAAAAGUAUUUCAAGCAGCCAGGCAAUAGCGAGGCCAAUUGGGCAAGACGUUUCUACGUACAGAUUCGAUCUCUCAGAGAACUCGACGAUAUGGUCAAAGAAUUACGGAUGCGUCUUUCAAGGGAAGGCAUCGAUCCUAAAACCCGUAUUUCACCUUGGAACAAACAUGAACAGCCUGUGAUACUAAAGGUCAUACUGGCAGGGGCUUUCUACCCUCAAUACUUCGUGCAAGUAUCAACAGACGAGGCUCGCGAGAGAGACGCGGUAAAGCUCCUGGGGGGCCUCGACCCUCGUACCUCUGUGUACCUGAGGGGCUUCCCCGACGGUCAGCCGGGGGAAGUGUAUGCCACAGCCAUCAAGAAUAUAGUGAAGAAGCAAAUAGGGGACGAGCCCAGAGUGACGUUCGACAAGAACGGCCGAAAAGUGUACUUGACUUUCCAAGAAAAUCAGGACCUAAGAAGUGGUCAAAAGGGUGGUGACCCAACUAUCCCGGGUCAAGUAGUUCUCCCAGUGUACAAAGCAAUCAAGGCGAGACACUUAAAGAUGGAUAUAAGAAUUCCAUUGCUGCCAAUUGAAAAAGCAACCGCGCUGGCCGAAGCGAUAGCAGAAUUGAGGAAACAUAAUACGGAAGUUAGCAAAAUGGUGCCGCGCCUACCCGAGAUCGAUGAUACGCACUUCCCUUUGCAAAUUUCACAGCUCAUUAAUGUCGGUCGCUUCUGGGUGCAAUACGCUGACCAGUCGACAGCCUCUGAACUGCAAAUGAUACAAUUUACGCUGAACCGCAAGCCUUUGCUCGCGUUCACGCACUCCGUGGCCGUGGACACGCUGGUCGCGGCUCCGUACAGCGACGCCAAUGGUACCUUGCUGUUCCGCGCGAGGGUCACGCGCCUGCUCCCCAAGGAAAUGGUUGAGGUGUUCUAUAUUGACUAUGGAAGCAUGGGUCGCGUGGGAACCUCCGGUCUGAAGGAGCUUCCGGAAGAGUGCCGUGAUAUUCCACCACUAGCCAUGCAGUGCGUGCUGAGCAGCAUCGCGCCUGCUCCUUUACUGCAUGCCCAUGCACAGUGGUCCCCUAAUGCUGAGAGACUGUUUACUGAGCUGGUCUCCAAAGGAGGGCUUCUGGGCAAGAUUUAUUCGGUGGCUCACGGAGUAACAUCCAUUGAACUGUUGGCCGAAGGAGGAAAGACUAACGUGAACAAGGUACUUUUGGAAAAAGGAUUUGCAGUCCCCUGCGAAGAAAGUUACGAUUCUAAGUUAAAUCACGACAUUAGGCAAACGGCCACAGAACUCAAUUUGGCUCAAAAGCGUGCGUUGAACAAGGAGCAAGUUGAGUUGGCGUUCAAUCAUCUGCACGAGAUUGAACCUCCUAACUACAGGGAGUGCAUCUCUGACGCGUGCCUUAAUGGACCAGACAGCCCGUUGGAGGCAUCGGUACAUAACCUGAUGUACGCGAGCCGUGAAAAAAUGGUUAGCAUAGAAUGGAGCUCUGUCAAUUCGGUUCUUUUGGACACAGAACCUCAAGAGGUGUACGAAAGGUUGUUGGUAGCGGCAGAUGUGGGUCAGAACGAAUUGAGCAGCAGACUGACCCUGCGUCACACCACCCUUCUUCCGAACAUCAGAGGCUUACCAGCUAUCAUUUCCCUCCUGUUCUGCCCAGAGGCGGAGCUUCGUCGGGCCGAUGACAAGUCGCGCUACGUGAGCGUGCUGUGCGGGCUGGGCAGCUCCGAGAGCGGCGCGCCACGAUUCCCGGAACACGACCUGCUCGUCAACAUCGACGCGGACCUCUCCGUCAGCGACAUCGGUCUUAUAAACCACAUACGUUACUUGAUGGAUUACGUUAUGUUCUGCAAUGAAGGUGAAGACAUCCCGUCUACCCAGGAUGAAUUUCGACCGAGGAUUCCAGCUUUCAUACGAGACGAUCUUAUGAAGUUGCUACAAAAACGACGCAAGCGUCGUGAGCCUCAGUGUGUGGUGAAUGCAUGGGAGUGGAAAUCCAUACCUGAAGACGAUCUUCUGGAGAUCAAUAUCCCGGACAUGUUGCAAAAGGCUGUCGUGUACCCUCCUCACACGCCUAUUGAAAUAGACGAGCUACCUCGGGAAGUGCUACUCGCAAUGAUGAAGGAGAAUGAAGAGCUGAAGAUGCAGGUUGCCAGGACGGCUAUAACGUCAUCGCAGCUUGUCUGCAAGCUGUGUGCCACGCCUCCGAUGCCUGUACACGCGAUGCGCAUACAUCUGUGCUCCAACGCGCAUCUCGACAAAGAGGAGGAUUUCCGCCACUUGGAACUUUAAAUUACCACCUCAUUUAAUAUGUACUCUUAAUUGUAAAUUGAUCCCAUCGCAUCUAAAUUAACUUUACACAGUACAGUAUAAACUCAGCUGCGUUUUGGUAAAGCGGAGACGAGCAAGCGAACGCAGCCUAUGGCAUAUUUUUGUAAGAUUGUAAAUUGCAGCCAUAGUGUCAGGCGGUAAGAGUGAUCGAGACGUUUCCAAUGGUUGGGGUACUGUUAGGUAAUCUGGUCUUUCCUCCGUUUUAGAAGACAAAAUAUGCAGCUCUUAUUUUUACUGUAUUAUGCGUACCUACUCAUAAAAAUGUAUAAGUAACGCAUAUUCCUAUUACAUAUAUUUUUUUUUCAGUCUAUGAAAAAAUGUUGAUUAAAAAGAAUGUUGCCUCUCUAUUAUUAUUAUUAUUAAUUAGUAUCGUUUUUGUUAUAAAUAUACUGUGGGCAGUCGUUGUACACAAUCUAUAAACUAAACUAAAUUGUCAGGUCUAACUCUAGUGCUAUCCUUUUCCACUGAGAACAUUAUGACAGGUAUAGCAAUAUUAGACCUGUAGUUGAAUAAAGAAACUGUGUACAAAAGAUUAGCUACAUUAUUUUUGAAAAAAAUGCGUGUAAAACCUGAUUGCAUAAAUCUUUAAUAUGAUGUGUAAUGUUACAUAACACUAAACUCAAAGAAUAUGUAAGAGUUACUGCAUCAUAUGCGUGAUUAUUGUAGCAAUGCACUCGCAAUCAUCACACGUUUAGGUUGCCUUCACAUUAUAGUCACAACAUAGGACUUUACGAUGCGCAUUUAAUGUGAAGGCAGCCUUAAAGUCGAUCAAUCGGUUUCAAAGUGAAUUAAUCCAAAACUGCAGCUUGUAUAUUCAAUUUGAAUACAAUAAAAAAACGAAUUGCGAGAGUGUUGUUCAAUUAACCGCAAAAUCUUUAUAAAAUAGUAAAUAAGUAAAUAGGUUUUUCUCAAUCGUUGAUUUUUUAAACUUGUGUCUGAUUUUUUGCAGAUUUUUUUUUCUUUUUGUAGUAAAGAUUAAAUUAAACUAAACUGUAAUAGUACUUUUUUGUUACAUAAGUACGAUAUGAUUGUGAUAUUAUGUUAACAAUGCUUAUAAAAUAUUUUUCUAUGCCAAACUAAUUGCUAAGGAUAAGUUAGAUAGAGGGGUUGAAUCAGUUGUACUCGUAUACUGAUCUCCCACUAGAGAUCCCACUAGCCAUUUUAGCUCUAUGAGUCAAAAGUAGGGUUCACCCUUAAGGUGCAUGCGACGCGUCUGCCAGCGAAAUUCAAAUUUUAUUUAGUUUUUCGCAAUUUGUAAACUAAUACGACAUAGUAGGCUUAUGGCAUUUUAAUUGCGCCAAUGGCAGUAUCAUUUCCACGUGUUUAUGUAAAAAUC
Molecule: messenger RNA, 5878 nt
Organism: Maniola jurtina (meadow brown)
Lineage: Eukaryota; Metazoa; Arthropoda; Insecta; Lepidoptera; Nymphalidae
Gene: spn-E
Product: probable ATP-dependent RNA helicase spindle-E
Exons: 26
Coding region: 154-4503 (1449 amino acids)
Cellular component (GO): intracellular anatomical structure
Molecular function (GO): RNA binding; ATP binding
Source: RefSeq, a predicted model, not a curated record